GUGACUACAGGAGCGAGUGAAGAGGGGAUGGGGAGAAUUGUUUUUGUGUUGCAUUCCUGCAGUGUGUUUGACCUUUGACCUCGUUGUUGUGUUCUCGUCGUGCAUUCCAAAGUGAGGAUUUCCUGCAGUAUGCCAAAGGCGUUAGUAGUCGCUGCCGGGGCUCGCCUGUUCUGCCCCCUGUCUGUGUUUACCACUAUUUAACCAGCAAGACGUUACAAAUAACUACCUGGAUUGUGAGCACAACGCCUCUGCUGCAACAACCGAUCACGUUUCUUGACAAACCGUUUUACUGAAGCGCUCGCUAGAAUUAACGGAAUAAAUACGAACAUACAUUUUCCCGCCCGAGGAAAGGAAAGGAACCAGAGACCUUUUGGUAUUUCAGCUAGCCUAGCACGCUUGCGAGCUUUUGCUGUAUAUCACGCACACGUUCCAUAUCCGCCGAAUUGAGCAGAGGCUGCUGCAGAGAACCCGCACCCACGAGACAACACUGAGGACAUGAAGGACAAACAGAAGAGAAAGAAGGAGCGCACGUGGGCUGAGGCAGCUCGCAUGGUUCUGGAGAACUUUUCUGAUGCCCCAAUGACACCAAAACAGAUUCUACAUGUCAUCCAAACUAAGGGGCUCAAAGAAAUGAGAAGUGGCACAGCCCCACUGGCCUGUUUGGUCACCAUGCUUCAUUCUCAGGUCAGAGGAGACAGAGUAAAAAACAGUAUUUUCUUCAAGCUGCCAGGCAGGAUGAGUCUGUUUACCCUAAAGAAAAAUGCCCUUCAGUGGACAAAGAGCCCAACAGCAACAGAGUCUGGAGAUGCAUCCAGCACCCCAACAGCAUCCAGCACAGCAACAGUUGGAGCUACGGAAGGGGCAGAGCAGGAGAGCUGUGACUCCACAGAGACGGGUGCUGCAAGUUGUGAAAAUGAUGCCUCUGUGGAUGAGACCUCUUCCAGUGCCUCUUGCUCCACAGAACCACAGACCAGACUGAGUCGCUCCUCUCAGUCAGGGAGACUGAGGAAGAAAGCAGUGAUGAUGCCCCGUGUAGUGCUCACUCCUCUCAAGGUCAACGGUGAACACGUCCCAUCAGGAGCAGCGGGGAGGCGCAGGGAAGGCUCUAGGGGGGGUCCAGGCCCCACUCUCCGUGCCCGCUCCGAGCUGGGCUGGAAACGCACCCAGCACUUCAAGAGCAUGCGUGGCCUUCGUUCAGGUCCCAUGAAGAGGAACAGAGGAGUGGAAGUGGAUUUUGAGACUCCAGGCUCCAUCCUGGUCAACACCAACAUUCGUGCUCUCAUCAACACCCGCACGUUUGCUGCUUUUCCAACUCAAUCUCAGCAGCAACUCCUCCAGCUUCUCCCAGAGGUGGACAGACAGGUUGGCCCUGAUGGUCUUGCCCGGCUAAGCAGCUCAGCCCUCAAUAACGAAUUCUUCACUCAUGCCUCACAGAGCUGGAAAGAGCGGCUAGCUGAGGGCGAGUUCACACAUGAGAUGCAAGUUCGGUUCAGGCAAGAGAUGGAGAAGGAGAAGAAAGUAGAGGCAUGGAAGGAGAAAUUCUUUGAGGAGUAUCAUGGUCAAAGGUCUGGCUUGACUAGAGAAGAGGCAUUAAAACUAACAACGAGUGAUGCGGGAGAUGUUGCAGGUGCUGUUCCAGACUCUGAUACUGCCACAGUGGCUACACCGAAAAGGCGAAGUGUUGGAAGAAGACGGAGGGAAGGCCGUAUCAGACGCCGUUCACGAGCUGACCUUAGACGCAGAGCUCGUCGCACACUUUGCAAAACUACGACUGCAGUUGUACCACCCGCAGAACCAACGGAGAGCAGUGCAACCAUAGAUGUUGUACCAUCAGUUGCAUCACCAGUUCCAGAAGAUACAGUAGUUCAGGGAGAGGUGGUCCUUCAACCAGACCUUGGACUGGAAGCUCCAGCAGAAGACCUCUCCGCAGAAGCAGUCCCCUCCCCUGUUCCUGUACCUACCCCUCCUCCAGCCUCCACUAGCUCAACCUGUGAUGAACCAGAAGCCUCCACGUGCCUGCUGCCUGAAGUGGCCGAACCAACUGUUGCAUCCACCUCCUCUCCCUCCUCCUCAUCCUCUUCAACAUCAUCAUCAUCGUCACCCUCUUCAUCUCCCUCCUCUGCCUCAGACAGACAGACUUUUGCCGCAAGCUCGGACUCUUCUUCUUCCUCUUCCUCCUCCAUGGCUGCUGUUGCUACAGACCCGCUUGAUGACGGGGCUUCAGUCAUUACAACUGGCACAGCAGGUGCAAGCAGCAGGGAGAGCAGCCCAGCAGCCAGUCCCGCCACAUCAAGCCCAGCUCUUCAGCUCAAAGAGCAGAAGAGGAGGCCAGACGAGUCCCAGGCCUUUACCAGCUUUCCCGAGAAAAGGGCGCGGCUGGAUGAGCGUCAGUCCUUUCGUAACACAGUUGACUGUGUGCACUCAGAAAAGCCACAACCUACAACCGAGGAGCCUAAAGUCCCGCCAAUCCGGAUACAGCUCUCCCGGAUCAAACCGCCCUGGGUCAAGGGGACGCCAACGUACCAAAUCUGUCCCCGCAUCGUGCCUCCCAGUGAAGGGUCGCGGCGCUCUGGGACGGGGGCGCGCACCCUGGCAGACAUCAAAGCCCGUGCACAACAAGCCCGUGCCCAGCGGGAAGCCGCUGCUGCUGUUGCAGCCUCUGGAGAUGGGGGAGGGCCUGGGGGGAGCGGCCCGGGGGAUGGUACUGGGAUACCGGAUCGCUCCAGCGGGAGGCGUUCAAGAGAGCACCCGGGUCCCAUUGAACCUGGAGGAGGAGGACGAGUUGAUUUGGAGGAGCAGGAAUCGCCUGCGAGCUCUCAUUCAUCUGGAGCACAACUACAGUUGUCCAGUAUAGAUUCAACAGACAAGCCUCAAGCCUCAACCCCCCUAACUGCACCAUCUCCAUCCUCUGUGUCCUCAAACCCAUCUCUUCCACCAUCAGAGUCUCCAAAAUCACUCACACUAUCACCACCUGCAACUGACAGCCCUGUGUCUCAGGACCAGGUGGAGGAUAUUUGUGGAGUGGAAGAGGUGACUGCCUGUCCAAGUGAUAAAUCCUCAGAGCAGACCUUAGACACCCCAGUGCCUACGCCAAGUGAUUCUGAGUCUUUUUGCAGUCACCAAGAGGGGAGAGCUGAGGAGACUGAGUCCAGUGAGAGUAGAACAACUACGCCUGUUUGCACGUCAGCAUCAAAUGAUGCCAUUUCUUUAGUCCCCACCUCUAUACCCGACUCGCUGCCAAGAUUUGGUGCCCAGGGUGUGGAUGUCAUCAAGACCCUGGCAGCAGCUUCUCAACCCUGGGAAGGGGAACAGAAUGGUGCUGAGCAUCACCCAGGGACAACUGGUGUUAUCCAGCAUGGCUCAGACUUAAAAAUACCCAAAGAGAUGCUUGUUACUACUGCCCGAAAUGGAUGGGUAGAAGGUAGUGAACAGUAUUCCAUGAGAGAGGGGUUGUUACCAGAACAUAAGAAUGGUGAUACCAAAUAUGAAUCGGGCUCUCUACCUUGUCUGCCAGGAAAUGCUGCAGACGAAGACACUGGAGCACACAGUGAUUCAACUGAGACUGCAUCAGACUUUGAAAAUGAAAUUCAAGAUUACGAAGCAGUAGACUGGCAUGGAACACGGAUCGAUAGUAACAGCAUACAAGCUCUGAAUACAAAAUCGCAGAGUCAACCUGUUAUUCAGACCCCAAGUCGGUUUGCUUCAUCAAUGUUGAGUCCUCCCCAACACCAGCAACCAGUCAUACAGGCCCAUGUUUCUAACCCCUCCCACACUCAAACUGUCAUCCAGGCUCGCUUCCCUAAUGGUGUGCUAAACCAGACAGUCAUUCAGCCUCAAAAGCAGCAUACAAUCCAUACUCUUGCUAUAAACUAUGCUCAGGACCAGACUGCUACUGCCCCCCUUCAAGCCCAAGUGCAAGCAUAUCUUCCACAGGCAGAAAGGGACCAAAGCAGAAAUCUACGGCUGACUGAUAACAGCAAUGGUGUGAAGCUCUUUGUACCAACAGAGGAUGAAAACAAAACUCUCAGCAGAGGGCCUGCAGAGGAUUUUGGACUAAAAAAUUCUCCAGUUCCCCCAGUUGGCAGAAGAGGCACUACACAAGGCUCAGCUCGACCAGUUUCCUCAGUAGAGGCCAACAAUCCUCUUGUCACCCAGCUUCUUCAAGGUAGCUUACCUUUAGAGAAGGUUUUACCCCAGCCUCACACAGUCAGCAGACUUGAAAUUAACAGACUUCCAGGUGACCCUGUGGGAAACACAGCAAAUCGACAACCUGGAGGACCUCCUAGAAACUUGGGUCAACGAUUUGGAGGCAUAUCUGAGACAGGAGGGUCUGUUGAACCUGGUGGCUCUGACUUUCAGAACAAAGGCCCAUCAGCUCGAGUAUCUCCUGGACCAAGUCGGAGCUUUGGUUCUUCCCCACCAGGUUCUGCUCAAUCACGAAUGGCGUGCUUGUUUAAUGAAGCUAGCCCAAGAUCAACAAAUGUUCAAAUCAGUUCUCAACAACCAGGAGAUCCAGUGCACCCAGGAGCGGUACCUGUGAUAACACCUCUCCCCUCAAACUCCGUUGCCAGGACCUCAAUGGAAAAUAACUCUCAAAAUGCUCCAGUUUAUGAAUCGGCUGUCAUUAAAGAGCACCCUGGAUCUCACCCUCCACGGGGUGAAACUCCACAGAGGUCUGCUGGCUUUCAACAGCAUCCAAACAAUCUCUCCCAGUCUAUGUGUAGAACUACACCUGAUGCUCCCUCACCUCCAAACAGCGACCUUUGUCCCUAUGAGGUUUUACCUACUGUUAAGAUUAACUGGCGCCCAACCAAACCUCAACCACCUCAACCUCGGACAUAUCAGCAACAGCUCUCCCCUGUAGCUACAGUAAAGAAUGAAGUCGCCUCACGCCCUUCGUGCCAACAAGCUCUUACCAAAAACUCACCUGCUCCUAUCAGUGGUGGCAAUACUUCUGUUGUAAUAACCAAAAAGGAGCCUCUGAGCUCUCUGGACAGUUUUCAUGGUGGUGGUGGAGCUAUGGAAGGACUGCUAAAUAUGGAAAUGUCUCUUGCCAGAAUGGCCAAAAAGGAGCAAAUUAAGAACUCUUAUGGCCGCCAAGCAGUCACCUCAGCCUCCCCUGUCUCCUCCCCUUCCUCAUCUGCCUCCAAUCUCCCUUUUCAGCUAUAUGGCAAGCUACCAAAACUAAAGCAGAGUGGGGUCAGUGGGGGGUCCUCCACCAGCUUCAGUUACACAGCUAAUGUUUCUGUGGUGGAUGGUAGUGGCUUCUCCCGUAGUUUAGCUGAUGGUGUGCUGCAGCUAAGGCCACGUAUGAGUGUCAGCAGUGGAGGAGGCCAGAAGUCUACGCUUAGCAUUCAGGCAUUUGCAGACAGUGCUGCAGAGGAAGUGGCUCUGAAGUGUUCCUGCCGACUUAAGGCAAUGAUCAUGUGCCAAGGCUGUGGUGCUUUCUGCCAUGAUGAUUGUAUUGGCCCCUCUAAACUCUGUGUGUCAUGUCUGGUGGUCAGAUAG
Xyrauchen texanus (razorback sucker) is the source of this 5508-nucleotide messenger RNA. Its product is annotated as polycomb group protein ASXL1-like. The transcript has 13 exons. Gene Ontology annotation, molecular function: peroxisome proliferator activated receptor binding; DNA binding; chromatin binding. The coding region runs from base 496 to 5508 and encodes 1670 amino acids. Gene Ontology annotation, cellular component: PR-DUB complex. The record is from RefSeq and is a predicted model, not a curated record. Lineage: Eukaryota; Metazoa; Chordata; Actinopteri; Cypriniformes; Catostomidae. Gene Ontology annotation, biological process: positive regulation of transcription by RNA polymerase II; animal organ morphogenesis.